AUGGUCGACGAGCGGAACGUGCUGGUGACGGACCCGAUGCGGGUCUACCGCGCGAAGCGGGACGGGGAGCGGCGGCGGGUGACGGACAAGUACCUCAUCCUCGGCUUCAUCUCCUCGGGCACGUACGGCCGGGUCUACAAGGCGCAGAGCAAGGCCGCCGACGGCCGCCCGGACAAGGAGGGCGACGUGGUGACCUACACCGGCAUCAGCCAGAGCGCGGUGCGCGAGAUUGCGCUCAACCGCGAGAUCUCGCACGAGAAUGUGGUCGCCCUCAAGGAGGUCAUCCUCGAGGACAAGUCGAUCUACAUGGUGUUCGAGUACGCGGAGCACGACUUCCUCCAACUCAUCCACCACCACACCCAGACCCUGCGCUCGUCCAUCACCUCGCCCGUCCUGCGCUCGCUCACCUACCAGCUCCUCAACGGGCUCCUCUACCUGCACGAGGCGCACAUCAUCCACCGCGACCUCAAGCCGGCCAACAUCCUCAUCACCCGCUCUGGCGUCGUCAAGAUUGGCGACCUCGGCCUCGCCCGUCUCACCCACCAGCCCCUCCAGCCGCUGUUCGCGGGCGACAAGGUGGUGGUCACGAUCUGGUACCGCGCCCCCGAGCUCCUCCUCGGCGCGAAGCACUACAACAAGUCCGUCGACAUCUGGGCCGUCGCCUGCGUCCUCGCCGAGCUCGCCAGCCUCCGCCCGAUCUUCAAGGGGGAGGAGGCCAAGCUGGACUCGAAGAAGAACGUCCCGUUCCAGAAGGACCAGCUCCUCAAGAUCUUUGAGAUCCUGGGCACCCCCUCCGAGCGCGACUGGCCGAAGGUGAAGGACCUGCCCGAGUACCACAACAUGCGCCGUCUCGACCACUACAACAACCGCCUCACGGAGUGGUGCCAGUCGCGGAUCCGCUCCCAUGGCGCGGACCUCCUCGCCCACCUCUUCGCCUACGACCCCGACAAACGGCUCACCGCGGCCGACGCCCUCCAGCACAGGUGGUUCCUCGACGAGCCCCGUCCCACCCCCAACGCGUUCGAGUCCCUGCCCGCGCACCAGAUCCCGCCCCACCGGCGCAUCAGCCACGACGACGCGCCCUCGAUGGUCCCCGUCCCCGCCCCCGGCUCCCAGCUGCCCACCGCCCAGGUGUCCCAGAUGCAGCCCACCCAGGCCCACCUCUCCCAGCAGCUCUCCCUCUCCCACUCCCACUCACAGCACUCCGCCAAGGCCGCCAGCGCCGCCAGCUUCGCCAGUCUCAGCGGCGGGACGCACCCCCGCAAGAAGGCCCGCCUUGGCUGA
Epithele typhae is the source of this 1284-nucleotide messenger RNA. Its product is annotated as kinase-like protein. Gene Ontology annotation, cellular component: mediator complex; nucleus. Gene Ontology annotation, molecular function: cyclin-dependent protein serine/threonine kinase activity; ATP binding; RNA polymerase II CTD heptapeptide repeat kinase activity. Bases 1 to 1284 code for a protein of 427 amino acids. The record is from RefSeq and is a predicted model, not a curated record. NCBI's taxonomy places the organism in Eukaryota, Fungi, Basidiomycota, Agaricomycetes, Polyporales, Epitheliaceae. Gene Ontology annotation, biological process: protein phosphorylation. The transcript is spliced from 7 exons.